This is a messenger RNA of Aspergillus vadensis CBS 113365, 950 nucleotides long. Its product is annotated as methyltransferase family protein. Gene Ontology annotation, cellular component: membrane; endoplasmic reticulum. The transcript has a single exon. Gene Ontology annotation, biological process: C-terminal protein methylation. NCBI's taxonomy places the organism in Eukaryota, Fungi, Ascomycota, Eurotiomycetes, Eurotiales, Aspergillaceae. Gene Ontology annotation, molecular function: protein C-terminal S-isoprenylcysteine carboxyl O-methyltransferase activity. The coding region runs from base 201 to 944 and encodes 247 amino acids. The record is from RefSeq and is a predicted model, not a curated record.
UGUGAUGUUACAGUCAGAAGCCAAUGAAGCAGUAAUAACAGACCGUCAACUGUGGGACUCUUGGAGACAAGGUGCACAUGAUCCAUGUGUAAACACAUAGACGCCUCAGGCAGAAAGUGGAUCCUUGGCCAACCAGUCAAAGAGUACAUCAUCCGCCGCAUUCUUGACCUCCUUGCAUAUCCAGCAGCUGCAAGCCCAAUAUGCCCUCCCCCUCAUCAAUUUCACUGUCCACGUCUCUCUUAACCGCAGGAUACCUCACCUUCCGCGGUCUCACACCCCCAAAUCUUCCUUCCAGAUCCAAAGGUAAUGGGCCGCCAGACCGCAUUAGUCUGAUCGCCGGCCCGAUCACCACCAUCACACUACAUCUCAAUACGGCCUGCACCAUCUAUCAUGCUCUUCUUGCGCUGUUCUAUAUAGAUAGCAGUAACAACAAUGCUAAAGAGCUGACCAAUUCUGGUGAUGGAGUGUACCUUCAAGCAAUCUGUCCCCACCGGACCAACCUUGCGCCGCAUCUCUUUACCUGGACUAUCACAUCCACACUCUGCCUCGUUUCCAUCAUCAUGGGCGCUUUGCUUCGGCUCUCUGCAUUCAAGUUUCUAGGUCAGAACUUUACCUUCCAGUUGACGCAACCAAAUACCCUAGUAACUGGGGGGUUGUACCGAUUGGUACAGCAUCCCAGUUACACAGGGCUGUGGUUCCUCGCAGUAGGACAUCUGGGAUUGGUGACACGAUGGGACGGCGCAGUGGCCUGUGCUAUGGAUGAAGCGGUGCAUGAGCGGCUAUCUGGAUGGGGAGGAUGGGUAGUAAGUGUGAUAGUAACAGGGUUGAUCUAUUCAACGGUGAUGCGUGUGCGAGACGAAGAGGGGAUGUUGCGGGACCAAUUCGGGCGGGAUUGGGAGGAAUGGCAUGUGAGGACGGCGCGAUUCAUCCCAUAUUUAAUAUAGUAGAUA